Labrus bergylta (ballan wrasse) is the source of this 6010-nucleotide messenger RNA. It is a transcript of the gene ccdc186, whose product is annotated as coiled-coil domain-containing protein 186. NCBI's taxonomy places the organism in Eukaryota, Metazoa, Chordata, Actinopteri, Labriformes, Labridae. Gene Ontology annotation, molecular function: small GTPase binding. Gene Ontology annotation, cellular component: trans-Golgi network. The record is from RefSeq and is a predicted model, not a curated record. Gene Ontology annotation, biological process: vesicle cytoskeletal trafficking.
UUGAUGUGUCAUAUCAAAGUGACUUGUUGGGCUAUCAGCUGGUGAGGCAGAGAGCUCAAAGUUCAAUAUUAUUCCGACCACAACUGCACAUUGAGCCACAUGAUGGGGUUUUCGCAUUCGAUUUGAACAAGAGAGGGACCGAGGAAAAGCCUGGUCCUGCUUCAGAUUCAAACAUGAUGGAGGGAUCAGAGGCUGAAUCUGUGUCACAGGGGUUGCAACCAGCAGACCUGCUUCGCAACAGCACAUCUAAACUAGAAGAUGAGCCGCAAAUCUCUCACAACAGUGCAGAUGGGGCAGAAAAGCUCAGUCAGGCAGAAGAUGAAGCUCAGCUUGACAGCGAAUUAAUCAGGACUAAGACAGAUGUUGACACGGACUCAGAGACGAAGGCGGCGGCUCGAAUAUGCAGUCAGGAACGUGUAGAUGUGAGCGAGCUGGGUGCUAAUACCAUCUGUGAAAGCAGUUCUAUUGAAGGUGGGAUGCCUAUACUUUUAAAUGAGGCUGGUGGAGCUUUGGGAGCCCAACUCACCACUUUGAAUAAUGUGGAAGAAAGCUCUCCAUCUGUUCUUGAAGGGACCAUAGAAACCUUUUUGACUUUAGAUAAAGUGCAGGAUUCUGAUGCCAUCUCUUCAAACAGCAUGGAGCAGCCAUCAGUCUCGGCCACAAAUUGUUCCACAGAGCCCUCACCUGCUGAUGAAAGCGUUUCACCCUGGAGUCCUUCUUCUUCCGUCCAAAGCACUUCCAAAAAUUCCCCAACGGACUCCACAACCACCUCUGGGAUCUCUAAUGGCCCGUCUACCCCCAGUUCCGAUACUGUCAGCUUCUCUCCCGCUUCCAGCCCGCAAACCAACACCACAGCCCCCUCGCACGCCUUUUCAAGUCCGUAUGACACUGAUUGCAGCCGAAAGCUUAUAUCCCAGAUCCAGCGCUCGCUGUCACAGGAGUCACUGCUGGAUGAGCUGGAGUCUGAGCUGUUCUCUUGUCAGCAGCCUGAGGGGGAGAAUGGAGGGGAGAGGAAAGGGAGCAUGCCUGUCAAUGGACUCUCUCCAGACCAGGAGGUCUUUGAGAAGUGUGUUCAAUACAAGUAUGCACAGCAAGAGAAAGCUAUUCAAAGGUUGCUUGAAGAGAACAAGAGGCAUCAGGAUCUGAUCCUGGGGAUCUGCUCAGAGAAGGACAACAUGAGGGACGAGCUAAAAAAGAAGGCUGAGACAGAAAGGCUGCUCACGUCCACUAUUAAAAAGUUGGAGGGGAGGGUUGAGGAGCUGCUAAGAGAGCUGAAAGAGUCACGGGACAGACUGACCCACCAGGAUCACGUAGCUAAGGCCGCCCUCCAGCAGAUGCAGAAGGAGACAUCCUACCGGGUAGAACAGGUGAACAAGAAGUCAGAAGAGGCGCGUCAAGAGAAGGAGGCCAUGGUUAUGAAGUACGUACGGGGGGAGAAGGAGGCCCUCGACCUGAGGCGGGAUAAGGAGAGUUUAGAGAAAAGACUCAGGGAAGCCACCAAGGAGGUAGACCGCCAGGCGCUGCGAGGAAACCAGCUGGCUCAGGAGAAAGGUCGACUGCAGCAGUUGCACGAAGUGAAGGAAGGCGAAGUUAGCAGGCUGACCCGUGAAGUGGAAAAGUUGAAGGAAGAGGUGAACUCGCAUCUGAUCAAGGUCAAAUGGGCCCAGAACAAACUGAAGAGCGAGGCAGAUGCACACAAGGAAACUAAAGACAAACUGAGAGAGACCACGUCCAAGCUUACCCAGGCCAAAGAGGAGACAGAACAGAUCCGCAAGAACUGCCAGGACAUGAUCCGAACAUACCAGGAGUCAGAGGAACUCAAGUCCAACGAGCUGGAUGCGAAACUGAGGGAGACCAAAGGAGAGCUGGAGAAACACAAGCAGGAACAAACAGACCAAUUAGAGCUGCAUCGAGUGAAGGCAAAGGAGCUGGAUGACCUGAAAAGAAGCUACAAGGAGGGCAUGGACGAGCUCAUCACUCUGCGCACAAAGUUAAAGUGUCUGGAAGACGAGCGUCCACGCUGGGAGGACGAGCUGAGCAAGUACAGAGAGAUCAUCAACCGGCAGAAAGCUGAGAUCGGCCGGCAGAGAGACAAGCUGGGGGAGAUCACGGCGCUCGAGGAGCAGCAUGAAAGGGAUCAACAAGAGGUCGCGUCUCUCCGCGAGGAAGUGGACGGCCUGACCAACCAGAUGGCCGACCUCCAGCGUGACGUGCAGGGCAGCAGGGAGCGUGAGGCCGAGUUACUGGGCUUCACUGAGAAGCUGAGCAGCAAGAACGCCCAGCUGCAGUCAGAGAGCAACGGCCUCCAGACCCAGCUGGACCACCUGAGUGGCACCUACUCAGAGGUGCAAGCGAGGCUGGAGGAGACAAACCGGCUACUAGACGACAAGACGCGGCACCUGAAACAGGAGGAGGUGCUGAGGCAGCAGGAGGUGCAGGGCCUGCAGGAGGAGCGGACAGCGCUGCAGGCGGAGGUGACCCAGCUGAAAACCAGAGUUGAAGAGCUGAGGGACGAGCUGGUGACUCAGAAAAGGAAACAAGCGGCAAACAUUAAGGACCUGACUAAACAGCUAAUACAAGCUCGAAGGAAACUGGAGCAGACUGAGAAUGGAGUCUGUGACCGGGAUGCCAGCAGUAUGGGCAGCCGCUCAAGUUCCUCAGGUACUGCUCCGGGAUUUGGCUCCUUGAACACUCGCCACGGUGGGAGCAGCGGUGUCGAUGAGCGGUCACCAGAGAGCCAGUCGGGUCCUUCAGUCGUGGUUGUGGACAGCUUCCCAGAGGUCGACAAAACCGUGCUCGUGGAUCGUAUUGUCCGGUUGCAGAAGGCGCUCGCUCGCAAGCAGGAAAAAAUCGAGUUCAUGGAGGAUCACAUCAAGCAGCUGGUGGAGGAGAUCCGGAAAAAGACAAAAAUAAUCCAAAGCUAUGUGCUGAGAGAGGAGUCAGGGGCCCUCUCGUCGGAGGCGUCAGACAUUAACAAGGCAAACCUGAGUAGGCGAGGGGGCAUCAUGGCGUCGCUGUACACCUCCCACCCGGCGGACAGCGGGCUGACCUUGGACCUGUCACUGGAGAUAAACAGGAAGCUGCAGGCGGUGUUGGAGGACACACUGCUGAAGAACAUCACUCUGAAGGAGAAUCUGCAGACUCUGGGGGCCGAGAUCGAGAGGCUCAUAAAACAGCAGAGAGGUCCUGAGGAUGACGCGAGGAGGAAGUGAGGAGACCCCGUUCACAGGAAAGAGGAAACAAAGGACCAGGAAGUACUCGCCAUGAGAAGCUUGUUCCCCAACAUUUGAGGGAGCAAAUUGAAUGUUGUAAAAGCCAGUAGCUCCUCAGGCUUCGUGUUUGGAGUACCUCAUUAUCUGAACUUACUUGAACUUUCAUCAUUCCAUCCACAUUGAAGCAACUCUGUUUCCUCCCACUGCACAGCAAAUCUUCCUCUGGCUAACUUUCUCCUGAGCCUUGCCAAGAUCUAAAAAAAAAACAAAAAAAAAACCUCUACGAGUCAGUUGCUUCGAGCUUGGAACUUUGUCUGCCUUGUAAAUUGACUGAAGAUGCCAUUAUAAUGAAUGUAGAGCAAAUUCUACCAAGAAAUAGAGAAAAGAAAAGACGUUUGUUACUGAAAUUACUCAAUGCUCCAAGAGGCGGUAAGUAAUCAUCGCCCAGCAAGCGCUCUACCCUUUCCUUCCCAUGUCCAUCUGUCAAGUCUUUUUUCUUUUUUUUUAGUCUGCUUCUCUGCAGCGCUCCAUAUGUGGUGGGGAAAAAAAAGCAAGCACAGGGACCUCUGUGCCGCCUGAGCAUAUUUCAUCAACUUCUGCUUUGCACAGCACUCGCUCACGAGCUGCUGAAGCAAAGGUGCCUCACACUAGCAGAUCCACCCAUCUGUGUGACACCGGUGCUACACUGAAGAAGGGGGACUUUCUGUUCUUGUAGUGCAGUCCAACUACUAUGCCAUCUGUGUUGAAGUAUCCUUACGUUCAGCUGUGUGUGUUUAAAGAAAAUCUGCGUCAAAUAUAUCGUGUGCAUGUGGAAAUGUAGAAAUGUGGCCAUUUUGAAUGUAGUUCUUUUGCAAUUUAAUUAUUUUUUAUUUUUUGCUAAAAGUUAGAUUUUUAUUUGAAAUUGUUAGAUUAUCAGUUUUUCUUUUCUUUUAUGAGGCAUUUUGAUCUUUAUUGAUCGUAGAGUCUUUAGUCAAGGUUUUUUUCGUUCACUUCAAUCUAUUUAAAUUCUCUUGCGGGCAAAAAAAUCUCAUAAAAUCAAAAACCUGAGCAUCUAAAUAUUUACGCUUUAGCUUCCCCAGUAGCAGCAGAUCAUCAUCAUCACUUUUCCUUUGUCCAGACAUGCUAACAUGUAGCUUGUAGAAACUUUAAAUUAGAUCUGUUUGAGGAGGAGACAAAAUGUUUGGGUUUUCAUGUCACACUCCUCUUUUCUUUUUCUUUUUUUUAUUUCUCUCGGUAGUGCCACUCAUUCUGUUGCAGUGUAAAGAGAAUGGAAGAAGUUGUAGCUGUAGCUCAGGUAAGCCAAUGGAACCUACAGAAAUAUGUCCAGGGACAAAGUGCAAUCCUGUUCCUUUAUUAUUUUUGUCUCUAUCUUUUUAUUUCUGAAUGUGUUUGUGAGCCAGUAUACUGUCAUAUGUCUGUUUUUAUGCUUGUGUACAUGCAGCAUGCAAGUAUGAAUAUUUAAGUGUCCCAAUUGUGUGUGUGUGUGUGCUUGGCUGCAUGUGUGCCUUCUUUUUUUUAAAUCUCUGGAACUGUUGAGUUUACACUUUAUGUACAUGGUUCAGCUGUCAAGGCUUGUACGCUUUUACCAGUUUGACCAUGACAACUGUUACACCUGGAGGGGUAAACAUGAUUUGAAUUUAGACCAGAGUUUGCAGCGACAUAAACACACCUGCACACCUGCAGCUCAGUACACAGCACAGCUGCUUUGUCAAUCACACACACAGGGGGAAGAAGGGUUCAGCACCGACUACACGUUUGAUUCAACGAAAAUGUAACUUUCUUUGCUCUUGAUUUGAUCUUGACCUCAGAAUCCGCCACAAAAGAUAAACCUCCACCCCCACCCACCAAAUCAGAAACGAGAUUUUGUGGGUCAUGAAUGGUUCUGGGGCCAUUCCCCUUCCUGUACACCCUGAGGCGAUGUGGAAAUGGCCCGCCAUGUGAUAAAUAGAGAUGAAAGUUUCCUGGAUUGAGGUCACAGAGACCAUGAGCCUCCCUGCUGCUGUGUCGGGCACUCACUUUUUGAUGUACCUCCACUUUUAUUUCACCCAAACUGAUUUCUCUCUAAUAAGUGAUAUCUUUAUCUACUUACUGUAAUAUUGAGACUUAGUAACCUUAUAAACUAAGAAAGGUUAGAGAAGGAUGCAACUUUACACUUUAUUACAUUUUUCUUUUAAGCCAGCAGCUUGUUAUUUUAAGCCAGCAGCUUGUUAUCAUCUUAUCACAGCAUCUUACUGCUUUCAUGCAUCUUUAACAAUGCUGAAAAGAAAGUACAAAUCGGAGCAGUUUUGUGUUUUACAGAAUGUUUCUGUUGCUGAAGUAAAAUCCAACCUAUGCAAAACAACCGCAUGGGAUUUCCUAAUUAAAUUCUUGAUCAUUCUCUGAGGCACGCUCAUGUGCUUCUUCUGAUUUGGUCUGCUUGGGGAAACAAUGCUGAUUCUGAGAUUUCCUACAUUUCCCAAGCCUUGAAAUGAAGCCAUGCUGCAGCAUUGUGUGUUUGAUUGAAUCCCAAAAACGUCUUGAUUCACUAUAUGGAAAUGAAGAAAAUGGUGUUCAGUAUGUGUGAGUGUCAAAACGUGAUGCCAUGUUUAUUUUUCCUUCCUCCUGUGCAAUGUUUCCCCCUGCUCUGUUUUUGUGAAAUAUUCCGACUGUGAUUAUAAUAUACAUUUGUAAAUAAGUCUAUCUGUAAAAUUACAAUGAGAUGUUUUUAAAAAAAAGAUAACUGAUUCUGGAUUAUGUUUGUAUAUAUGGUGUUUCCAGGGAAUUAAAGGAGAUGAGUCGUGACUCUCUCUUGAAUGUUC